Molecule: messenger RNA, 525 nt
Organism: Batrachochytrium dendrobatidis JAM81
Lineage: Eukaryota; Fungi; Chytridiomycota; Chytridiomycetes; Rhizophydiales
Exons: 1
Coding region: 1-525 (174 amino acids)
Source: RefSeq, a predicted model, not a curated record
AUGACCCUUCACAACCACAGCGACAGCAGUGGACACUUACUCAUGGACGCUCCUGGAUACAUCAAACCGGACCUCCAAGACUUGCUGUUGACCGACAUAACUGCCAAAGAACUACGAGUCAUUGCUGAGGCUAUGGAAGUUGACUAUUUGGGACCAGCAGCGUUUCCAGGGAUGUUUCCGGCAGCAGGAAGAAUUUGGGUUCCAAAUCAUCGACUUAUGGUGACAUUGGUUUGUCGACGCCAAACAACAAAGGAGGCUUCUGCUUGCAACAUCAUCUUUUUGAUUGAUACAGGCUCUCCAACCACGUUCCUAUGCCAGGAAGCCAUGGAAGCAUUGAUCGGGAAGGACUCUCAUCUACCGCAAUCACUCUGGGUUGAAAUCCAGAGUGAAGAAGCCAUCCUGACUCACAUUUCCCCCAAGGGCAGCCAUUUUGCUGAUGUAAACGUGUUGGGAAUGGAUUUUCUUGCCCAGAACAGAGUAUUUCCAAUUCCCAAUUGGAUGAAAAGAACAUUCAUCCUUCAAUAA